AUGCUGAGAUCGUUUACUCGGGCGGUAGCUCGCCAGUCCGUGCGGGCUCGCGGGAUGCAAACCUUCACUUACGAGUCGCCAAAGACUCUGACGACUACCUUGCCUAAUGGUCUUACCGUGGCCUCUGAGGCCCAGCCAUCGGCCCAGACCGCUACCGUCGGAGUGUGGAUUGAUGCCGGCUCGCGCGCUGAGCACGAGUACAACAACGGCACGGCCCACUUCUUGGAGCACCUUUCGUUCAAGGGUACCAAGUCGCGCACCCAGCAGCAGUUGGAGCUUGAGAUUGAGAACAUGGGUGGCCACCUGAAUGCCUACACCUCUCGCGAGAACACAGUGUUCUACGCCAAGGCUCUCAAACAGGACGUUCCCAAGACCGUUGAGCUGAUCAGCGACAUUCUGCAGAACUCCAAGCUGGAGGCCUCUGCCAUCGAGCGCGAGCGCGACGUCAUCCUUCGCGAGGCAGAGGAGGUCGACAAGCAGUACGAGGAGGUGUUGUUUGAUCACCUGCACUCUGUUGCUUUCCAGGGCCAGCCUCUUGGCCGUACUAUUCUCGGCCCCAAGGAGAACAUUUUGGACAUCUCCCAGGUCGAGCUCAAGGACUACAUCACCCGCAACUACCUUGCUAACCGCAUGGUUCUCGUGGGCACUGGCGCCAUCGAGCACCAGGAGCUUGUCAAGCUCGCCGAGCAGCACUUUGGCAAGCUGCCCUCUGGUCCCAAUGUGGAGGUCGGUGCUGGCUCUGUUCGUCCCGGCGACGUCUCCAGCUUUGUCGGCUCCGAGGUCCGCAUCCGCGACGACACUCUGCCCCAGGCUCACAUUGCUCUUGCUGUCGAGGGUGUCUCUUGGAGCUCCCCUGACUACUAUGCUGCCUUGGUUUCGCAGGCUAUUGUCGGCAGCUGGGACCGCAUGUCCUCGGUUGCUAACAACCAGGGCUCCAAGUUGGCUUCGAUUGUUGCCCAGAACCACCUUGCCAACUCCUUCAUGUCUUUCAGCACCUCCUACUCUGACACUGGUCUCUGGGGUAUCUACCUUGUGUCUGAAAACGUCGACAACCUCGACGACCUCGUCCACUUCACUCUCAAGCAGUGGAACCGCCUGUCUGUGUCCGUGACUGAUGCUGAGGUCGAGCGGGCCAAGUCUCAGCUCAAGGCCUCUCUGUUGCUUUCUCUUGACGGCUCCACCGCCACUGCCGAGGACAUUGGCCGCCAGCUGGUCACCACCGGCCGCCGCCAGUCUCCCGAGGAGGUCGAGCGCGCCAUCAACGCCAUCACCGUCAAGGAUGUUAAGAAGUUCGCCGACCAGUAUAUCUGGGACCGCGAUCUCGCCAUCGCCGCCAUGGGCCCCAUUGGCGAGCUCCCCGAUUACUUGCGUAUCCGUAACGAUAUGACCAUGAACCGGUGGUAA
This is a messenger RNA of Wickerhamiella sorbophila, 1404 nucleotides long. RefSeq names its product Mitochondrial-processing peptidase subunit beta. Gene Ontology annotation, cellular component: mitochondrion. The record is from RefSeq and is a predicted model, not a curated record. NCBI's taxonomy places the organism in Eukaryota, Fungi, Ascomycota, Dipodascomycetes, Dipodascales, Trichomonascaceae. Gene Ontology annotation, molecular function: metalloendopeptidase activity; metal ion binding. The transcript has a single exon. The coding region runs from base 1 to 1404 and encodes 467 amino acids.